UUCAUCCGCAGCCACAGUGCAAAAUAGGUUUAUCAAUUUAAUUUAAGUGUUAAAGUAGUUGUAAAGUGUUUUUUAAAGUUGUGAAUGAAAACAGCGUCACAGGGGCCAGUAGCAACCGUAGUCAGCGUCGUUAAGCUUAUUAAUACACCCGAUAAUACGCUCCAAAUUGAGGAGCAGUAUUUGUUCUCAAUAAAUUGCGUUCGUGUUUGCCUUCUGCAGACGAGGAGCAAGUAAAGUACAAAAAUACAUUGCCCACGGCAACAGAAGCUGCACUCGCUCAUCCCGCUAGAAUCGCUCUCUUCGAAGGAAGCCCAGCCCCAACAUGCAGCACAAUGUGCACGCCGCCAGAUCAGCGCCCCACAUACGCGCCCAUCACCUCACGCACGGCCACACUCACAUGCAGAUGCAUCCCAGCUUGGAGCAGCAUCUGGCAGCCGCGGCAUCUAUGGCCGGUGCUCCCCAGAUGCAGGCACAACAGCAGCCGACUCCACACCGCGAUCAUCAUCAUCCACGCCUGAACCAUCACCAUCUUCACGCACAGCAGCAGCAGACGCCGUCGAAUCCUGCCGCCGUUGCCGUGGCGGCUGGACCUGCCUAUCACCACAACAGCAACAUCAGCAGCAGCAGCAGCAACAAUAACAACCAAAUGCAAAAGAUCCGGCAGCAGCAUCAGCAUCUCAGCAGCAGCAACGGACACGUGGGUAAAUGCAACCAGCCUCCGCCGCAGGCCUACAACCCUCUGGCUGGCAAUCCGGCCGCUCUCUCGUAUAAUCCGCUGCCGCCUCCUCCACCGCCGCACCACAUGGCCGCCCACAUCGGCGGCUAUGCAGCCCACCCGCCCCACUACUACCAAAUGAGUCAGCCCAAGCUGCCCUCCAAGUACAACAACAACAACACUGGCGGUCACUACAUCGCCAACAGCGGCACCAGCAACGGCUAUGCGCCUAAGGCCAUCCUUCAGACAACAUAUCGCAGUGCCAAAGUCGGACCACUCAUGGCCCCAGCAAUAGUCCCCGAGGCAGUGGCGGUAUCAGCAGCGGCAACAGCAGCAGCAGCGGAUCUUCCAGAGUGUGUGAACAACAGCAGCAUCCUACCGGGAGUCACGGAACCCACAUGUUUGGAGGAGUUGCCACAAUCGGAGCAGCCGCUUGGGGAGGCAAGCACAACGGAGACGGCGGCGCCACCAGUUAAUGAAUGCAGCAGCACAGAGCACAUCGAUGCGUCGGGCACGCUGUCCAACGAGGACAGCAGCUCGGGACGCAGUGGCAAGGAUAAGACGCCCAUGUGCCUGGUCAACGAGCUGGCCAGGUACAACAAGAUCACCCACCAGUACCGGCUGACGGGCGAACGGGGACCGGCCCACUGCAAGACCUUCACGGUCACCUUGAAGUUGGGCGACGAGGAGUACUCAGCGGAUGGGUUCAAGAUAAAGAAAGCCCAGCACAUGGCCGCCUCCAGGGCCAUAGAGGAGACCAAGUACAAACAUCCGCCUCCGAAGAUACGCCGCAGCGAAGAAACCAGCACCGUACGCACACACAUCACACCCACCGUGGAGCUAAAUGCGCUAGCCAUGAAGUUGGGACAGCGCACCUACUACCUGCUGGAUCCCACACAGAUGCAGCCCACCGAUCCGCUGAUGCCGCCGGAGUUCGGAGUAGGCUCCUUGCUGCCCACACCACCGCCAGGGAUGCAGCAGACAAUGCCUCAGCCCCUGCCGCCUCCCUUCGCCCUGCGUCCUGCACGACAUGGACACAGUUUUGUGCCCAUUCCUUCCCCGCCCAUGCAUCCACAUGGAUUUUAUGGUCCCCAGCGGUCUUUUGGGCCCAAAUAUGCGUCCAGAUAUACGAUGAUACCGUCGCUAGGCCCUCACAUGAUCCACGGGCCCAAUAUGCCCUACGCCCCAAUUCCACCCACGCCCAGCAAGAUCACCCUGUACGUGGGAAAGCAGAAGUUCGUUGGCAUCGGGCGCACGCUGCAGCAGGCCAAGCACGAUGCGGCGGCCAGGGCUUUGCAGGUGCUCAAGACGCAGGCAAGUUCGGCGUCAGAGGAGGCACUUGACGAUUCCAUGGAUGAGGGCGACAAAAAGUCGCCCAUCUCUCAGGUGCAUGAGAUCGGCAUCAAGCGCAACAUGACGGUUCACUUCAAGGUGCUGCGCGAGGAUGGACCGGCCCACAUGAAGAACUUCAUCACGGCCUGCGUCGUGGGUAGCAUUGUCACCGAGGGCGAGGGCAACGGCAAGAAGGUGUCCAAGAAGCGAUCGGCCGAGAAGAUGCUCACAGAACUGCAGAAGUUGCCGCCACUCACGCCCACCAAGCAGACGCCAGUAAGGCGCAUCAAGGUAAAAACACCCGGCAAAAAUGGGUCAGUGAAUGGCUCUGGCUCAACCAUUUCGUUAUCGGAGGUGGUGUCCAUGGCAAAGCCGGAGCGGCGAAAGCGUCUCAAUGUCGCCAUCAGACCUGUGGAGCUGGACGAUGCCGAGAAUCCCAUAACGAAGCUCAUCCAGCUGCAGCAGACGCGCAAGGAGAAGGAGCCCAUUUUCGAACUGAUAGCGAAGAAUGGCAACGAAGCCUCUAGGCGGCGCGAGUUUGUCAUGGAAGUAUCGGCCAAUGGAACCACAGCCCGCGGCACGGGCAACAGCAAGAAGCUGGCCAAGCGCAGUGCAGCACAGGCCCUGUUGGAAUUACUGGAAUCGGAUGAGCACAGGAACGGAGUCCAGGAGUCACAGGAAUCCAUGGAUAGCAAUGCAACAGAAAUAGCAACUGCCACAGCGACCACAGCGCCAGUAGUGGAAAGCCCUGCAGAAACGGAUAUUCCCAUGGUCUUAACGCCAGUGGGCCCAAUGCCCGGUAUCCUGAUUCUGCGUCAACACAAGAGACCACCUAAAAGGAAAGUGGACCCAAUGAUUAUUGUCAAGGACAGCGAAGACACCAAGGAAGAAGAGGAGGAGGAAGCCAACAAGGAGACAACGACCACAACGACAGACGACAACAGCAGCGAUCCACAGCCCAUGGAGGCAGCCCCAGAGAGUACGUUAAAUACAUCGACGGGCAGCAACACGAGUGGCGUGAGCAGCAAUAGCAGCAAUACUGCUGCCUGCAGUAGUGCAGCCGCAGCCGCAACCGUGCACAUGAAGGAGCAGCUCCUGUACCUAAGCAAAUUGUUUGAAUUUGAGGUUAAUUUCUCGGACUAUCCUAAGGGAAACCACAACGAGUUUCUCUCAAUUGUGACACUCUCGACGAACCCGCCGCAGAUCUGCCAUGGCGUUGGCAAGAGCUCCGACGAGUCUCAGAAUGAUGCUGCGCGCAAUGCCUUAAAAAUCCUCAGUAAACUGGGCCUCAACAAUGCCAAGAAGUAACUCUAAUCAAUUUAAAUUCAUUUUUAACUGCAAUUUUUGUUGUUGCACAUAUGCAAGGAGAGAAGCAAAAGCAAGAGCAAAAACGAAAGAAAUACCCGUCCACAAAGCAAACCUAAACAAAAUCCAAAAACCAAGCUGUGUGCAAAUUAAAAAAAAACACAAAAAAAAAAAAGAAAAAACGAGAAACAAUGCAAGAAACCCUACCUUUUGAAAUAGCAAAUUAUUAGUUAAUACCUAUUUAUUUAUUUAUGUGCAACUUGUGCAAGCCAACUGGUGUUAUUAUUUUAUUUAUUUGUUGUUGAGAAUUGAUGAAAGAAGCAAAGAACUGAAUGUAACGAAAUCGAACAGAAACACUGAGCAGACCAGAACGGAUAGUCGUCCAUGUCUAUCCUCCGAGUUGAGUUGAGAAUUGAACAAUAACUAGCCUUAAAGAGACCCGACCCCCCACUAAAUACUGUACGCACGUGCUUACAGUAUAUACACUUAAGAUUAAAGCUGAUGUUGAUGCCCAUUUACCACUUGAAUUGAAUUGAUGAACAACGGAUUAUAGAUACCCGUUCGCUGCAUGCGGCAGGCGCUUUCAAAAAUAAAUACAAAAUGAGAAAACUAGUAGGAUUUUCCUGGUGAGAGAGAGCCGCCACGGAGCCAAAUGAGGGAGAAGUUUUGAUUUAUUUUUCGAAGCACACCAUCUACGUACCGCUUGUGGUCACAUGCUUGAUGAAACUCGUCGAAUAAUGAAUCUAUUAUACAUUAUACAUAUAUCAUAGCUAAGAAUUAGUCCUAAGCAUCUAUAAAUGGAGCGUCACAUCCCCCAUGCAUGUCAACAAUGUUAACAAAUUUCAGGCAAACAUUUCAACUUGCCAAAUGCCAAAUCGAACGGAAUUGAGAGAUUUUGCAAAUUGAAUGCUAGUUUGUUGAAAUUUGUAGCUGGCAGCGCAUGAGAUUGACAGGAUGGACUUUUUGCGUUCAAACUUAUCAAAUAAAAUACAAUUUACAUAAUCGUUAUAAUUAUAAUUAAAAAUGUUUAAAUGGCCAUUUUUGUAAAUGUUCAGUUUUUGUUACAUACGCGUAUCUGUGCGAACCAAAAGCUGAACAUCUUUAUGAAUAAUGAAUAGUGUUUGUUAGCCUCAUAUAUGUUUUUGCCCCCCCUACCACUUAUUCUUUGCUUAUCUUUGUAUCCGUUUUUACGUAGCUAUACCACUUUCUCUUUACAUAAAUGCCCCACCACAUAGUUGGAAAUUCUGACAACCAUAGUUUUAAAUGCUAUCGUCCGUUGUGCCCUUGUCCCAUAUCCUUGUAACGUAAACAGCACCGGAUUAUUAAGCGUUAAGUUGCAUUAUGUAAAAUGUAUUUUGUGUAAGCAACCGCGAACCUAACAUAAGCGUAUGCGAACUGUAACCGUGUGAAAGGAAGCGUCGAACCCAGUAUUAAAUGUAUAGAUAAACGAUCAGCACACACUAUUAGACAGCAAGAGACAUUGUGCUUCUCCAUAAAAACACACACACAAAUUGUUCAUUUUGUUGGAAGACUUUGCAAAAUAAACAUCACAUAUGAAUCAGCUUUGCAAAGUCUUCCACAAAAUUGAUUAGAAUUAUUAACUUUAAAGUGAGGUACAUAUAUUAUAUUCAACACCAACAACAACGAGUAUAGAACUGUUCAUUAACACCAAAUAAAGUAAUCGAAUGCGAAUAUGGAGAGAAUACACAUUUAUUAGUCUUAAGCAUGCACCACACUCCCCCCACCCCAUCACCACCCUCCCCGCUCCCACUCUGACAGAGCAAAUUGUUAGUCUUGUCUUAUAUUUGUAACGUGAGCGUACUUCUACAUACAACCAUGUUAUAGCAUACAAACAACAAUGAAACUAUGUAAAUGUAAUUACUUUAAUAAACAUUGAAAUAAAGGUGGAACAUACUGUUUGAUGAAGCAAAUGGAAUCCAU
This is a messenger RNA of Drosophila obscura, 5293 nucleotides long. It is a transcript of the gene stau, whose product is annotated as maternal effect protein staufen. The transcript is spliced from 6 exons. Bases 323 to 3355 code for a protein of 1010 amino acids. NCBI's taxonomy places the organism in Eukaryota, Metazoa, Arthropoda, Insecta, Diptera, Drosophilidae. The record is from RefSeq and is a predicted model, not a curated record.